This is a messenger RNA of Manihot esculenta (cassava), 706 nucleotides long. Its product is annotated as major pollen allergen Lig v 1. The record is from RefSeq and is a predicted model, not a curated record. The transcript is spliced from 2 exons. Lineage: Eukaryota; Viridiplantae; Streptophyta; Magnoliopsida; Malpighiales; Euphorbiaceae. Bases 20 to 526 code for a protein of 168 amino acids.
GCUUCUCUCUACUUCUCCCAUGGCUCCAAUCUGUUUUCUUCUUCUUGUUGUUGCAACUUUUUUUGCUAACCCAUUUUCAUUACUUGCUCAGCCUGCAAAUCCCACCUCCAGUAUCAGUGUUGUUGGUGUUGUUUACUGUGAUACUUGCUCCACUAAUAUUUUCUCUAGACACAGCUACUUCUUGCCAGGUGUGGAUGUUCAUGUCCAGUGCAAAUUCAAAGCAGAGUCACCUAAAACAGCAGAGCAGAUAAACUUCUCAGUGAACAGAACAACAGACAGAUAUGGGAUAUAUAAACUGGAAGUACCACAAGUUGAAGGUGUUGAUUGUGUAGAUGGCUCAGCAAUUGAAUCUUUAUGCCAGGCAAGUGUAAUUAGCAGCUCAUCUUCAGCUUGCGAUGUUCCUGGUUUAAAGACAACAGCUAAUGAGGUAUCUGUCAAGUCGAAGCAAGAUAAUCACUGCAUUUACAGCUUGAAUGCAUUAAGUUUCAGGCCAGCCAAAAGAAAUGAUAUCUUGUGUGGAAAUUAAAGCCAUGAGUUGCCAAGUUCCUGCAAUUCUUCAAUGGCCAAGAACUUGGAUAGACCUCAGAAUCAAAACCCAUAAUAGAUUUCUUCAUUUAUCAUCUCAAACUGGUUUGUAUUUGAUAUGUUAUUGUAUUGAAAAAACAGAUGGGUAUAGAAAUAUAAGUGGAUUCCCUUGAUAAGAUCA